Molecule: messenger RNA, 96 nt
Organism: Spirodela intermedia
Lineage: Eukaryota; Viridiplantae; Streptophyta; Magnoliopsida; Alismatales; Araceae
Source: the annotation of a GenBank genome assembly
AUGGCUUGUUUUGUUGUUGGGUUUAUAUCUUUAAAAAGUUCUCUUGUAGUAAAAGACACUUGUACAAAGCUUUAUGUUAUGAUAUCAAAAUCUUGA